CUUCAACUAUACUUAAAUUUCUAUUUUAGUUUUUUACACGUAAAAGGAGACAUAGCCUCCGUCGUCGAGUCCAAGGUCCGAGCGCCCGACGACGAUUGAAGCAGCAAGACGACCAGGCCCUCCUCUUCCGCAAACUUUCUGACCGCGUGGCCUCCUCAGAUCCAUUCUUCUUCAUGUUCGUCUUUCUUCCACCCGCAUCCUUCCGCUGCCUUUGUUUUUUCCUCCCACAGUUAAUUAAACGGUCCAAGAAUCAAAAUACAAUAAUCAUUUUAUACUAGCGUUUCCCAGGAAGUCAAAUCACACGCUCAUAGCUCAAUUCUUAUUAAGGGAAAGAGAAGAAAAGUAAACCAGAAAACAGAAAUCAAGAGCCAAAAAUGGGACUCUUCACCUACACCAUAGCCGGCGGCGGUUUCAUCUUGAUCGGUGCUUGGGAAUUGUUCUUGUCUUCCUCUGAAUGUAUCCGAAAUACGCCACCAUCUCCGCCCCUUGCCAGCCCUCGCUCCAUUUCAGCUAUUAACAACAGCAGCACUCAAACGAAAAAGGCCCCUCCUUCUUCGUCAUCGGUAACAUGCUUAUCAAUCUCCGUUCUUUCUUUCCUCUUCAUUCUAAACUCUCUCAUCUCCAUCUCCGACGCCCUCAACUCCAAAGACCACGUCGGUUUCGCCUUCCAGUUAGAGGUAAUCGCAAUCGCUCUCCUUUUUUUCCUCUAUUCAACUUUGGGUCUCUUCACGCUUGUCAAGAUUUCGUUUCAAUUUCCUUCAGCGAUCCUCAACAUGCUGCUUCUUUUCGCUUUCGGCGAAGAAUUUUUGUUCUUUUACGUUAGAAGAAAGGACCCCAGUGGGGUAGAAAACCGAUACUACGAUCUCUUCCUCGUGCCAAUAGGCAUUUGUCUGUUUUGUACUAUUCUAGAACUGAAAAGUCCCAAAUCGAAUUAUGCAAGAUUGGGACGCGGGGUUGGACUGGUUUUACAGGGUAUGUGGAUAGUCCAGAUGGGUUUCUCAUUUUUCUCCGAUUUGAUGAUGGUACACGGAUGCUCUUUGCACGGGAAGAGUAGAGGUAACUAUACGAUUAAGUGUAAAGGGCACCCUGAGUAUCACCGUGGUCGAGCGAUCGCUACGCUUCAGUUUAAUUGCCAUCUUGCACUUCUAGUGACUUUGAGUGUUGUGGUGUAUGGAAUUGUCUGCAAGAAGCAUGGGAUUAGGCGUGAUUUGGUGCUGUAUAGGCCGCUUGGAGCUGAGAUUCAGCCUCAGUUUACUUUGGAUUCUGAUGAGGAUCUUGAUGAUGCUGAUCAGAAUGGGAUUAAAGAGGUGAGGAGUGUGGAAAUGCAGAAGGCUAUUGUAGCAGUGCCUGCAUCAGAAGUCAAUGGUUAUGGUACUCAUUGACGAGCUCAAAGAAUGAAGAGCAAAAGAGUGCAAAAUCAUUAUCAUUGAGUUUCUCAAGCAUUCGCAAGGGUGGCAAAGGGGCGAUGGAAGGUUCUAAAGGUGCUCAAAACAAGAAGUAGCUUAGAAUCUGGUCAUCACUUUGGCUGUAGAGACUAGAGAGAUAGACACAUCAAUUAUCAGCAUUAGGAAGACCUGCUGGAAUCUGCUGUUAGGUGAUAUCAAAGUUGCUAAACCCUUGAUAUGAUGAACCAGGUUUAUUUGGGAUGGUAGCAUUAGUUGGACGCCAAGCGCAUCCUUGACUAGUCUGUGCUGUGUUUCAUUUUGCUCUCUUUGAUGGUACACUGUUCAUCUCUGCCUCACUUGGUAGACAAGAGUAGAUCAGGAUACAUAUUUCUAAACUUGUGCCCUCUUGCAUAUAGCAUUGUGGGUUGCACAGCUGGACUUAUUGGCUAGAUAACGAACAAAAUGUCUUUAUGUUUCAUGUUUAUAAGGAUUCACGAUGUGCAUAUUUAGACAUCAGUAUUGGAUUUUUUUUUUUUUUGGGGUGAUCAGAAAACUGAAUCUCAUCUCAUUAUUCGUGUGAGAAUAGUAGCUCAUGUUUUGCUAA
Coffea arabica (coffee) is the source of this 1989-nucleotide messenger RNA. RefSeq lists its product as uncharacterized. NCBI's taxonomy places the organism in Eukaryota, Viridiplantae, Streptophyta, Magnoliopsida, Gentianales, Rubiaceae. The record is from RefSeq and is a predicted model, not a curated record.